This is a messenger RNA of Schistosoma bovis, 3027 nucleotides long. Lineage: Eukaryota; Metazoa; Platyhelminthes; Trematoda; Strigeidida; Schistosomatidae. The record is from the annotation of a GenBank genome assembly.
CAAAACGCGCACGCAACCUGACUGAUUUCCACAAUCUGGAGCUAUUGGUACAGAUAGUUUGGGCUUCUACUCUGUCUGCUGAAGAUCAUAUCUUUGUUUCAGUAAACCUGUAGAUUGAAUACAAUCAGUUCGCGCCAAACCAUCUUGUGGACGGGUGACAUCCGGCGUACAUAUUAGCCAUAGUUUGUUGAGUGUUUCAUUAGUGAACUCUAAUUAACUUGUUAUUGUUUGGAAAUAUGGCAUGUGCUACGCUUAAACGAACCCAUAACUUUGACAUCAUGGAAGCGACUUGUUCCAAAAGACGGCGAUACCAAGCUUUAACUCGGAACUGCAACACGGAAGCAGCAGCGUCAGAAUCCCCAUUCAUCCCGAAGGAGUUAUCAACCCAAACUCAAUUGAAACGGCGCAUCAAGGAGGAAAUCAAACGUCUACAACGACGUCGUUUGAUACCACGAUUUCUUGGAGGUCCCACCCCGGCAAUAACUGCGACAUUCGCCGGUCAUGCAAAGGAUGAAAACGUGGUGGCUUCGUGCAGUGGUAGUUUUCGAUCCAUGGCAUUGCGGUCACCUACUUCAGAUAGUCAAGACUCGGAUAGUGAUCAGUCACCUUUGCGUACCAGUGAACCGAUAUUCCAAACACUUGAGAAUGUCUCAGUUGUCUCCUCACAAUCUUCUUUGAAACCUACACAUACCAUCGAUUCAAUGCCGAUCUUCACCUUACCCCAGGUUACGGCUCUUUGUGAGCGCUUAAUCAAAGAACGAGAAGCAGAGUUACGAGAAGAGUAUGACAGUAUAUUAUCUUGUAAAUUAGCAGAGCAAUAUGAAGCAUUUCUGAAGUUCAAUCACGAUCAACUCUACAGUCGAUUUCAGAACUCCCCAAUGAGUUUUGGCUAUGAACUAGUUCUCGUUUGAACAUUGCCGUAUUUCCCAUUCUAAGUCAAAUGAUAUUUUCCCAUAUAUUGUCCUGAACUCUAUGUCGAGGUUCAGUUUAUUAGGCAAAUCUAUUUAAGAAAUAAUCCAAGCAAAGAAUCACGCAGAAAAUUUGUUUGCUGAUUUCAUGAAUAAAUAGGUUUGAAAUUUCACUAAAGCAAACUAUAACCAUGUCCUUCGUUAGAUUCAUUAGUGAUAACGUCUAAAUAUUUAUCUUCACUCAGAAGCCCACACUUUUGUUUGGUUUCUAUUGAUCAUCGACUUAAACACCACCGAAACUUCUAAAUCAUAUUUUCUAUCCAUUCAAUUAUCUUUUACAAACAAAGGUGUUCAUAGUGUCAUUAGCAGUUUUGAAAUUCAGUCAUCAAAGUGGUUAUUUAUAGACUUUCACAAAUUCUACUCGUUUUUGGUAAGAAUUUGGAGCAUGCAUAAAAAAGAUAUGGUUAGUAAAUUGAUUUACGGAAAAUUGUUGGAACCAAUCGUUUUACAAAGAUAUCCAACGGGAUCGUCAAGUUUACCUUCAUAUAAAGAUAAUACUCAUAAUCUUGGUGUAGGUCGUUGCUGGAUUCUUCAUCGGUAAAAACGGAGUUAAAUUUAAUUUGACUAAACAUUCAUCCAAACAAAAUGUUUUAUUCCUUUAUGACCCCUUUUUACGCCAAAAUUUUCCCGAGACUGUGCACUCUUUCUGUCGUAAAGUGCAACCGUUAUCAUAAUUAGGGACCCAAAUCGCAGAUAAUUUAAAAUGUAAUAUUUUCAAAACAUUUAAUUUUUCUUGAUUUUAUUUCCAGAUGUGUCCUGAGAAAUGUCACGUAAAUCACACGAUAGAAUUUUCUAUCCCCCAAAACUAUAUACUGCCUUCCAUCUGGUACUGCAUUAUUGUUGGACUGCUUGAGUUAUUCUGAAGAUGAACUUUAACCUUGUGUUCUUGUUUCUCACGUGCAACCUCAACUGCCUUUUCCCGAUCUCUAAGCGUUUGCCAACCACAUUGUUUCUUGUGUUUCAGAAAUUUAUCAUAAUUGUACUCGUAUAGCUAGUACGCGCCAUACGUUGCAUGUAAUGGGAAUUGUCAGAUCAAUGCUCAACUAUUUUCUGUAUCUCUUACCAUAUAUUCUCUGUGAUGAAUAAUUUUGAAGGCCUGUUAACAUACUUAGAAGUUUUAUGCCUUUUAAGUAAACCUGGUAAAUAAAUGUGAUCGUUCUCAGUUAUUUUUUUGCUAGAUUAGAAUAAAAGAGUUAUGGUUCCCAAUCCCUUGAGUUUAUAAAAGAUAGUAAUUUAAUAUGUGCUUUGAAAUCUUACUAAUAUUAUCAUCGUCAAUAUUAUCUGUAAUUAAUCAUAUUUUUACAAAGGAUAUAAUAUCCGCCUCCUACUACAGUUUCUGGUACGCUUGUAGUUGUAGUAGGACUGGGUCUUUGAACAUGUUUUGCCACAAAAAUCUAAGAGUAGUAAAAGUACAGUGGAUAUUUUGAUGGGAAUUAAAUACCCGGGAAAACAUACUAAUGUAAAAUAGUGAGAACCCGUGACCAGUGGUCUAGACAUGUCGGAUGCGAUAUCUACCGCAUGCAGUGAAAGACGAUCGCGAUGCUGAGCUUAGAUAUGUACAUAAUUGGUAGCAAGACUCCAUAGUCUAGAUGUCAAGAGUUGUCAUAUGGAACAGAAAACCUUGUAAUAUGGACGUGCAUGUGAACGGUUGAAGAUACCCCGUCGGAAUGGAACUCGUCACUACAAUUCAACUCCCUCGACUGAGGAGGCGUCUGACGGCGAGGAUAGGAGUACCUUCUAGGACACUGAUAAUAGAAGGUCGUCAACAUCAUACAGGAUUCAUGCCACGGACCACGCUGCAGAGCCGUGCAUAGAGGACAGCUGACAGGCUCAUUCAAAUUGAGUAGCGUAGUCAGAUAAAACUACUUACUGUCACUCUUUUAGUGGUUGACUGGAUUAUGAAGACUGACAUCUGAGGGGAAGCACGGAAUACAAUCGACAACUAGACGAUUUGAGCUUCUUAGACCAUCUGGCACUUCUAUUCCAUACACACGAACAAUUAAGGGUCGAGAUAACCAGUUUAGCAGCAGUAAAGGGAAAUAACAAGGCCCUCAUAUAC